Messenger RNA from Mollisia scopiformis, 807 nucleotides. RefSeq lists its product as uncharacterized. Gene Ontology annotation, cellular component: ESCRT I complex. The coding region runs from base 1 to 807 and encodes 268 amino acids. The record is from RefSeq and is a predicted model, not a curated record. Lineage: Eukaryota; Fungi; Ascomycota; Leotiomycetes; Helotiales; Mollisiaceae. The transcript is spliced from 2 exons. Gene Ontology annotation, biological process: protein targeting to membrane; protein targeting to vacuole; ubiquitin-dependent protein catabolic process via the multivesicular body sorting pathway.
AUGUCCUCUCCGUCACCAGCGUAUGCACCAUACGCAUCCCACCGAAACUCUCAAUCUUUCGACCCCAACACUCCGCCGGCGCCUCCGCCAAAACCGAGCAGUCAAGAGGUCAGUCGUCGCAGCACCCCAGCCGGCAGCCAACCCUUGCUCCCACCCCCGCCUCCACAGCAGCAGGAAGCGUUCGGCACUUAUGGAAGCACUUCAGAAGAUCAGCGGCCGAUACAGCAAGCCCGACUUCAUGAGGCAGCUCGUGCGCAGCAGCUUCAGGACCCUGGUGAACAAUGGCUUCCAAAGGUUUUAGAGGAUAAAUCGAAGCACGAUCUUGGCGACGUCCUAGCGAGACCUGAGCUUCUGGCUGCACUUGCACAUUCGACCUCGACGGCUCAUCCAUCCAUUGCUGCAACCCAGGAACCCUUACAAGCUGCCUUGCAAGACAACAAUGCUCUCGCAACGCAUCUUGUCGAGCUCGAGGGCAGACUCACUCAUUUGAGGUCCUCAACGCAAGCCCAGCUACUGUCAAUGCAUGCUCUUGAACGACAGUGGCGGCAGAAACAGUCUGACAUGGAUCGCGCGCUAGCCCCAUUUUCACCCUCCUCGUUGUACCAAAGGCUCAGUUCCGGUGUGCAAGAACAAGAGAUGGUUUGCAGAGCACUGGAAGAAAGUUUCCUUGAAGGUGAUGGAGGAGUAGCUCCAGAGAGAGAGGCUACGGAGUGGGUGCGAAGGUACCGCGAUGCAAAGAAGAUAUACUAUGCGCGCCAAGAGCGGAAAGAGAGGUGGGACGAAGGAAGAGUUGGAGGAUGGCGAUGA